AUAGAAGCAGUGGGUACAGGAGCACUAGGGCGUAGGAGAUAUAGAAGCACUGGGUACAGGAGCACAGGGCGUAGGAGAUAUAGAAGCACUGGGUACAGGAGCACAGGGUGUAGGAGAUAUAGAAGCACUGGGUACAGGAGCACAAGGUGUAGGAGAUAUAGAAGCAGUGGGUUCAGGAGCACAGGGUGUAGGAGAUAUAGAAGCACUGGGUACAGGAGCACUAGGUGUAUGAGAUAUAGAAGCACUGGGUACAGGAGCACUAGGUGUAGGAGAUAUAGAAGCACUGGUACAGGAGCA
Staurois parvus is the source of this 297-nucleotide messenger RNA. The record is from the annotation of a GenBank genome assembly. Lineage: Eukaryota; Metazoa; Chordata; Amphibia; Anura; Ranidae.